CAACAACAACAACAACAACAAAUAUGGUAUCAACAACAACAACAAUUACAAGCGAGCUAUUAUCAACUUCAAUACCUUCAGCAACAACAAAUGAUGUCCAUGAUGAUGCGCUAUAGAAGUCAUUCAAGUAGCCAUAGCAACACGAGUAGCAGGCGAUCGUCUACUAUCUCUUCUGUCAGCAGUAACCAUAGUAGCGGCAGUCAUAAGCCUAGCCAUCAACGUUCUUCUUUACUCUUACAUCAACAACAACAACAACAUUUCUCAUCCAAAUCAUCCAUAAGCUCUGAUAAAUCCACCAAGAGUGAUACAUUGAGCCAAGUACCGAAAAGAAGACAAUCCCUUGGUAAACGAAUCAAAAAAGCCCUUCGUAUGAGCACAGGCACUGCUAUUCAGGAAGAGGAAGAAAUGGACUCUUCUCAUAAAAAGAAACUACCUGAUUCACCCAACUCGAAUAUCUCAAGACCGACUCGCCAUCAUCGACACCCACCUUCUUUUGAUUUGCCAUCACCUGCAUUAUCUACUGUAUCAACAAUUUCAUCCUCUACUACUACUUUUACAAAAAAAUCGCUGUCCUUUAAUCCAGUCAUUAAGCUCCAUGAGACAUUUUCAGCUUUUGAAUAUGACAGACGAUGUGACACGAGUGUAACCUGUCAAAAAUUAACCCCUGUUCUUGCCCUUCAGAUUAAGGAAGAAUUGAAUCAUUUCAAAUUGAACGAUAUGCUUGUUCAUACGGAUAGUCGGCAGAACACUCAUUUCUUUAUCUAGCUCACAUAAUAUACAUGCAUCUUAAUAAACUAUUGUCCC
Molecule: messenger RNA, 804 nt
Organism: Gilbertella persicaria
Lineage: Eukaryota; Fungi; Mucoromycota; Mucoromycetes; Mucorales; Choanephoraceae
Exons: 1
Coding region: 91-765 (224 amino acids)
Biological process (GO): actin cytoskeleton organization
Molecular function (GO): actin binding
Source: RefSeq, a predicted model, not a curated record